Molecule: messenger RNA, 1569 nt
Organism: Symbiodinium necroappetens
Lineage: Eukaryota; Dinophyceae; Suessiales; Symbiodiniaceae
Source: the annotation of a GenBank genome assembly
AUGCAGCGGCAUGUGCUGGAGGUCGGUGCUCAGAACCUCUUCAAGUUGGGGAUCACGAAAGAUAUUGCAAGCCGAACUCCGCAUCACGCAGGCGUGUCUGUUGGCCUGGACAAGGAUGACUACGACUCACUCCCCAAGACUCCUGAACUGCAAGGCUCGGCGAACGUCCAAGCCAUCAUUGCAAACCGCUUCAGCUUCAUCUUUAACCUCAAAGGUCCGAAUUAUGUUGCUGACACCGCUUGCUCGGCUUCACUCACAGCCACGCAUCUGGCCAAGUUCAUGCUCAGGGAUCAGACGAUAGACAAGAUUGAGUUCCAUGUCGCUCUUGGUAUUCAUCAGUGCUUGUCGCCAUUCCCUUUCGUGGGCAGCUCGCAAACCCACAUGACCUCCGCGCGAUGCCGUACGUUCAACGCCACAGCUGGUGGCUACAUGCGUGGUGAUGGCUGCUCCGGGCUGACGCUCAAGCCCGGCGACUUGCCAGACGAGCGCGAUGCCAUCUGGCGCGGCUCCAUGGUCGGCCAAAACGGCAAGUCAGCUACUCUCACAGCCCCGAAUGGCAUCUCGCAAGAAGAGGUUAUCUGGAAAGCCAUCCGAGAGGCCAAGAUCUCUCCGACUGAGUCCUGUGUCUGGAGCUGCCAUGGAACGGGCACCUCGCUAGGCGAUCCCAUCGAAGUUGGCGCAGUUCGCAAGAUCCAGAACAAGGAGCAGCGCGACACAACACUACUUGUCGUCACGAACAAGUCACAGACUGGGCAUUUGGAAGGUGGAGCUGCCAUGACCUCUUUGCUGGCAGCAGUAUUCCAGGUGAAGGCUUCGUCUGCGAUACCCUGCUGCCACUUACGUCAGCUGAAUCCGCACCUGGACCAGACCAAUUUCAACGCAGUGUUCAACAGCGAGUUGAACUCCUAUCAGUACUCGCAGGGCAACGUGCACGUCUCCUCCUUCGGCUUCGGUGGCACAAAUGCCCACGCCAUCUUCUGGGGAGAGAACGUUUACCAUGCACCAAGCAAUGCAGAGCUCUACCAGAAGCGCAUCUGGAGCAUGUCGCCACCAGAAGUGAGGGUCAAUGGCAGUGACCCUGCUUUGUGGGAUUGGGACGGUCCGGACCAGGUGAUUCUCCCAGGUGACAAGUACUCCAUCGAAAUGAAUCCUGACGAUCCACCCAACGCUCCGCAGCGGUGGUUCAAGGAGGACACCGGGGUUGAGCACGACGAGGGUGAGGAUGAGGUCUACUGCCUCACAGGACCUUUCAAUGAAUGGGAUCUUGAGCAGAUGGAGGACGGACCAGUUCCGGGUCUCUGGACCCUAACGGUCAAGGUCCCGAGCAGUGGACAGGUGGAAUUCCGCAUCUUGAGGAAUGGGAACGAAGACGAGGUCAUCUAUCCUGACAUGGACAAGUGCUCUCAAAAGCUGACGCCCAUUCAUGGGCCUUCGAAAGAUGAUCAGAGGAACGCCAAGAACACUUGGCUCGCCGAAGGAAUUCCAGGCUCCAGCAUCAAAGUCGAUUUCUUUACAUGCAGAGGAAUCCGCAGCAUCAACUGGAUGCAGGCCACCCCUGUGCUUAUGUGA